This is a messenger RNA of Paramecium pentaurelia, 3652 nucleotides long. Lineage: Eukaryota; Ciliophora; Oligohymenophorea; Peniculida; Parameciidae. The record is from the annotation of a GenBank genome assembly.
AUGAACUCAUCAUCUUUGAGUGUAAGUGGAAUAUCUGAUAAAGCUCAAAUCAUUAAUAAUAAAGAGAUUUUAGAAUAAUUUGAAAAUGGAGGUAUGAUUAGAAUAAUACAAUAUAAUAGAAAAAAUAAUGUUAUCUACGUUGAUCAUCAAAGUUAAUUAGAAUUAAAAGAAAUAAGAAAGAAUAUUUUUAAUAACAAAUAAAUAUGUAUACAAUAUUAUUCCAAAGUCUGAUAGUAGGAUUAUGUAAAUAUUUGGUAAUUUUAAUUGUUUCUAUCAUUAAAUAGGGAAAAUUAUGUCUAAUCAAAUUAAAAGAAAAAUUAAAUUGUCUUCAAUUCAGGCAGUAAGUGUUACAAGUCUUGGUGCAGAGUUUGUAAUUCAUGUUCCUAGUGAAUAUGAUUAUCGUUUCUAAUCUGCUGAUUAGUAAUAAGUAAAUUAAUUAUUAGUCGUAAAUAAAUCUUGGAAACCUUAUGUUUAUGUUAUUAGACAGUUAAUUAAAGAAAACUGCCAUUCUUCUUUAAAGAUGAUUUUACAUUGGUAUCUGUAUGUACAACUGAGAAUGAUGUGAAAAAAGGAAUAAAAAGAUUUCCUACUGAAAAACCUAUUGUAUAUUCUUAUUAUUAUUUUUUUAGGAAUUAGAUAUAAAGGAAUUGAGAGAACAUAGUAAUAGAAAACCAUAAGAAUAAUUGAUUUAUAAACGUCCUGGUCUUUAGAAAUAAAUUAGCAGCACAAUGAUUUCAAUUGAAGAUUUUGAUCUAAUAAAAGUUUUAGGAAGAGGAGCAUUUGGAAAAGUAUUUCUAUUUGUACCCUAUACUAAAUUAGGUUAUGAUGUGUGAGAAGAAGGAUUCGAAAGAAUUAUAUGCAAUUAAAUCAUUACGUAAAGAACACAUUAUGGAUAAAAAUUAAAUAGAACAUACUAGAGCAGAAAGAAAAUUAUUGGAAGAAAUAGAUAAUCCAUUUUUAAUUUCUCUUGAAUAUGCAUUCUAAACAGAAGAGAAACUAUUUUUUGUAAUGAGAUUUAUGAGAGGAGGAGAAUUAUUCAAACAUUUAAGAGAUAAAAGAAGAUUUCCAGAAUAAACAGCCUAAUUUUAUGCUGCAUCUAUUUUAUUAGCAUUAGAAUAUUUACAUAAAAUGUAAGUUGUUUAUAGAGAUUUGAAACCUGAAAAUAUUUUAAUGGAUGAAUUUGGUUAUAUUAAAAUGACUGAUUAUGGAUUGGCUAAAUUUUUAAAACCAGGAGAUUUCACAUAUUCUUUUGUUGGAACUCCUGAAUAUUUGGCUCCAGAAAUCAUUAGAUAGAAUGGACAUGGUCUUGGUGUAGAUUGGUGGUCAUUUGGAAUCUUAAUUUAUGAAAUGUUAGUAGGCAGACCUCCUUUUUUCUCUUAAAACUAAUCAUAAUUAUUUAAAUCUAUUGUUGAAUCUGAUGUUGUAUUUCCAUCUCAAUUAACUCUUAGUAAUUAAGUCAAAGAUCUCAUAGUUUAAGUAUAUUAAUUAUAUUUAGUAGUUAUUAAUAAAAAAUCCUUUUGAAAGAUUAGGACAUAAUGGAGAUGCUUAAUAAAUCAAAGAACAUCCUUGGUUUAGAGAAUAUCCAUUUUAGGAUUUGAUAGAUAAAAAACUUUAAGCUCCUAUUGUUCCUAAACUAUAUGAUAAAUUAGAUGUUUAGAACUUUGAUUAAGAAUUUACUAGAGAAGGUAUUUAUAAGUAUUUAUUUUAAUAGAGGCUAUGAAUUCUGUAGUAAAUAUGGAUCCAAAAUUGAUAGAAAAAUUCAAAUAAGACUUUGGAGGUGUUACCUAUGUACCAAAUAACAAUGGUUUAUAAUGAUCUUAUGUUUGAAUUUUCAUAGUUAUUUGGAUUAAUUAUUUUAUGAUUUUACUAUUAUCAUUUUUUAAUUGUUUUUUAACAGCAGAAGUACUCAAUCUCACAAGUAAAACACUCACAAUCCAAGAUUCUUAUGGAGGAAUCAUAGAAGUUAUUUAGGGAUCAGAGUAUAGACUCAAAAAUUUUGAAAAUGCUGAAUAUGCUAUAAAUAUAGAAUUGAAAUAAAAUAGUUCAUCUCCUAAGGAUAUAUGCUUUUCUAAAUAAAGUACAAUCUAAUUUGGAGAAUAUGAAAGUCAUCAUAAGGUUUUAUACAAUUCUACACUUAAUCCUGAUGAAGAACAUGCCAAUGAUCCUUCAUAUUAUUUAAGCUCUCCAAUUAUGAUUAAUAUGGUCCAUACUAAAUAAGGUUUAGUAAUAGUAACUAGUGAUCAUACUUUAUUGAAUUAUAAGGUAAGUUAAAAUUAUAGUAGUAAGACAGGGUUCUCAACUCAAUUACUUUCAACUAUUGAUUUUUAAAAUUUAAGAAAACAUACUACUGAAUUAGAAGUACCAUAAAUUAUAUAUGUUCCUUUUAAUGAAUACAUUUAUAUCAUUUACUAAGAUUAAAUUAUAGGAGGUAAAAUUGAUAAGAAUAUUGAAUUGGCAAUAAUCCCAUUUUCAGGUUUUUAAAAUCAAAAUAGUUACAUUAAUUAAAUCAAAGUAUAUUAAAACUUCUUAUUUGUACCUUCUGGUUAAGAUGGCUUAAAUGUAUAUAGAUUUCAAGAAUCUGGUAAUAUCAAUUAUCAUAGUACUCUAUCUUCAUCAAAUUUAUUCUUUAAAAUUGUUCCCAUUCAUUUAAUUGAUAUAGUUUUUACAAUUUCAAAUACAACUUAUGCAUAUAUAUUAGAUUAAUUUAAUGGAGUUUCAAGAUUUUAAGUGAAGUUAGAUGGAAUUAAUGUUGAAUUGAUAAGAGAUGAUUAAUUUGGAUUAAUUCCUAUUAAAAAUGCAAUGACUUUGGCAGUAUCACCAGAUGAAUUUGUACUUGUGCUAAAAUAAGUGUAAAUCAUUUAAAUUUAUAAAUAUUAGGGGUGUAUUUCAAUAAUUAAUUGAAAUUGGUUUUAUCAAUUCAGAUUGGUUCUUCCUAAAAACACAUCAUCUUACAGGUUAAUAUUUUGAUAUUGAUAUUGGACCAACCUUUGUUCUUUUAAGAGGAAAAGAUGAACAUAGAAUUAUUAGAGUAGGUAUAUAUGAAGAAUUCGAACCUGAUUAUAUAUUCUAUACUUAUGAUGAUUAUUAUACUGAAAAAGCCAAUUCUUUUCAUGAAUAAUAUGUUUUCAUUCCAAAAUUAUAGGCUGUAGAAUUUUACAAUGAUAACUUUGCUAUUGGUAAUGAUCCAUCUAAAUGGUCAUUCAAUUAAUCAUAUCCAUUUAUUUUAGGAUUAACAUAACAUACUAUUGUAGAACUUCCAUAUAUUAGUCAACCACCAUAUGUUUAUUGCUCUCCUGAUUCUAAUCAAGAUGUUGGAAUUGUCUAUAAAUAUGAUAUCAACUUAUACUCUACUGCUUGUCCAGAAAAGGAUAAAUAUUUAGAAUAGAAUCCAAAUAUUCCUUAUUAAACUGUUUAAUGUCUCUAUUAGGAUUCUUUCAAUGUCAAAGCAAUCCAAGCAAAAGGCAAAUUAUAUGAUACAUAAUUCUAAGUAAUCAUUAUAAUUUGCUUAAUUUUGUUUUUAACUGUCUUAAUUUCUAUAUCAAUUUUCUUAUAUAGAAAAUAUCAUAAGUAAGAAGAGAGUUUAACCAGAAGUAUUUAAGGAUUUGAAAAUAAUAGAGAUUAUGAUUUUGAACCAAAUGAAGCACCAUUAUGA